AUGAGUGGCCACGUUGGAGACCUCAGCCCCAAGCAGGCAGAGACCCUGGCCAAGUUCCGAGAAAAUGUCCAGGACGUGCUACCUGCCCUUCCCAACCCUGAUGACUACUUCCUUCUGCGCUGGCUCCGAGCUCGGAACUUUGACCCGCAGAAAUCAGAAGCCAUGCUCCGCAAGUACAUGGAGUUUCGGAAGGCCAUGGACAUUGACCACAUUCUUGAUUGGCAGCCUCCAGAGGUGAUCCAGAAGUACAUGCCUGGGGGCCUAUGUGGCUACGACCGUGACGGCUGUCCUGUGUGGUACGACAUCAUUGGGCCGCUCGACCCCAAGGGGCUGCUCUUCUCUGUCACCAAACAGGACCUGCUCAAGACCAAGAUGAGGGACUGUGAGCGUAUCCUGCAUGAGUGUGACCUGCAGACUGAGCGGCUGGGGAGGAAAAUUGAGACCAUCGUGAUGAUAUUUGACUGCGAGGGCCUGGGCUUGAAGCACUUCUGGAAACCUCUGGUGGAAGUGUACCAGGAGUUCUUUGGUCUCCUUGAAGAGAAUUACCCAGAGACCCUGAAGUUCAUGCUCAUCGUGAAAGCCACCAAACUGUUUCCUGUGGGUUACAAUCUCAUGAAGCCCUUCUUGAGUGAAGACACCCGAAGAAAAAUCAUAGUGCUUGGGAACAACUGGAAGGAAGGUUUGCUGAAACUUAUCAGUCCCGAGGAACUGCCUGCCCAGUUUGGGGGAAACCUGACUGACCCAGAUGGAAAUCCCAAAUGUUUAACCAAGAUCAACUAUGGUGGGGAGAUUCCCAAGUCUAUGUAUGUGAGGGAUCAGGUGAAGACUCAGUAUGAGCACUCAGUGCAGAUUAGCCGUGGCUCCUCACACCAGGUGGAGUAUGAGAUCCUGUUUCCAGGAUGUGUCCUCAGGUGGCAGUUCUCAUCAGAUGGUGCAGAUAUUGGCUUUGGGAUUUUCCUGAAGACCAAGAUGGGGGAGCGGCAGCGAGCAGGCGAGAUGACAGAGGUGCUGCCCAGCCAGCGCUAUAAUGCCCAUAUGGUGCCCGAAGAUGGGAGCCUCACCUGCUCGGAAGCUGGCGUCUAUGUCCUGCGCUUCGACAACACCUACAGCUUUGUUCACACCAAGAAGAUCAGCUUCACAGUGGAGGUGCUGCUCCCGGACGAAGGCAUGCAAAAAUAUGACAAGGAGCUCACCCCCAUCUAGAC
Loxodonta africana (African savanna elephant) is the source of this 1205-nucleotide messenger RNA. RefSeq names its product SEC14-like protein 3. The record is from RefSeq and is a predicted model, not a curated record. The coding region runs from base 1 to 1203 and encodes 400 amino acids. The transcript is spliced from 12 exons. Gene Ontology annotation, cellular component: nuclear speck; cytoplasm. NCBI's taxonomy places the organism in Eukaryota, Metazoa, Chordata, Mammalia, Proboscidea, Elephantidae.